AUGGGUCUUCCUGGGGUUCAGAUGUGGACACGGACACUGCUUGUCUGCCUGAGUUGGAUAUGUGUGGUUCAAGCAGUGGCCGGACCGUAAGUUUACUUGUAAUAUUUAAAAAAAAAAUGCAUCAGAUUGAAAUAUUUGUCAUACUGACUCUGAACACACACAAAAUAUGUUUUGUUUUGGGUGUUUUUUGCUCCACUGCAGGGAAUUCUUGAAUGUAAGAUCUGAUUAGGUAUUUAGUGCAUGUGUAUUUGUGUGUGUAGGCAGUACAUGGUGGCCAUUCCAGCGACCAUCGAAGCGGGGACUCAAACACCUUUCUGUGCAAGUCUCCUGAAGCCCAAUGAGACUCUGGUCAUGACCGUCUCUUUAAGGUCCCAGGAACAAAAUAUAACCCUAAUGGAGGAGACGUCCAGUCAGGCAUUUCACACCUGCGUGAAGUUUCAGGUCUGCUGAUUUACUUUUGCUUAUUUUCUGAAAAUUCUCAGAAAAUGUGUAGACACAGUCCCUAAGUUAGACUCUCUGAACUGUGAUUCAUAAAACACUCCAAGACACAGGUCUGAUCAGUAGUGGGUCAGUUUGUACUAUUGAAAAAUAAAGGUGAUAUUUUGCUUUUAAAUUCUAAAAUGAGUUUUCAAAUUUACUGUAAGAAUAAAAAAAUAUGAUUGAACAUACUAACUUAAAUUGCUCAUUUCCCCUGGUGUCUAAAAAAACAUCUUUUUUUUUUUUUUUAGACUCCGCUGGUGAAAAGCAAAGUUUGGAAGUUGGAGGUCGAGGUCCGAGGACAAACAUUUUACUCAAAAGAAGUCAGAAAAGUUAUGGUUAAAACCUACGAACCGAGCACAUUCGUCCAAACAGAUAAACCAAUCUAUCUCCCAGGACAAACAGGUAAUCUUGAUUAGUUUAUCUGGGAAUUGGUCAUGCACUCAAAAGAGGAAAAUAUCUCAGUCACAUGUGAAUUUGAUAAUCAGAUCAAAUAGUUUUGAGUGUUUUGUGAUUGGUGAUUGGUUUGAAAAGCAUGCAGUUUUUGCUCGAUAUAAAUUAAACCAAAGAAAUUACAAUACAGCUGUUUUAAAACUCCUGAGGAGAGAUUUUGGGGUCGAUAUGAAUUGAACUUGAAUUGACGCUUGUACCUCUUGUUGGAAAAAAAAAGCAAAUGAGAUCAUUAGUAAGAAAUUAACCUUACUUUUAUCACUGUUUCUAAAAUCUGUCACUACUGCCAAGCGUAGGACAAAACAACAUGCUCCAGAAACAGAUUUUCUUUCCAUGUUGAGACUUUAAAUGUCCAAGGAGGCACCAAAAUUAAGUUUUCCCAAGCCCCUUAAAUAAACCUUAUUCCAUGGUACAGUAAAAAUAAAAACCUAUCAUCAAGAUAUGAGCACAUAAAAAUGCACAAACAUUAGCUAUGGUGUUGCAAAAUGGAGUCAAUAUGAAAUGCAUAACGCUGCAGUUCCACCACUGUCCACUUGGGGCUGAGCUCAUAUUAAAAUGUUGAAUUUUGAAGCAGAAAAAGCCACGUUCAGUGACUUGUUUAAAUCAACAUUUCCAGCCAGUAUGACCAGUGUUGAGCCUGAACAUGAUAAUUACUGAUAUAAAUUUGGACAUUUUGAUGAGCCCUCUGACAGGGUUUCCUCGGCUGUUGUAUCGAGCUCCAAGUGUGAUGCCGUAUUUGGCCUUUAAGGGUUGACUUUAGCUUUUUAACAGCAAGUGUUGCUGACUUUGUUAAACACCUACAAACACGCAGUAACCCUGUUUGCUCAGUUUCUUUGCAAAAAUCUAACUUUGCAUAGAUUAAGACCCAAGUCUACAUGAUUUGAGUCCAUUAGCCUUUAAACCUAGGAAAAAUAGCUAUCGUGAUAUUUGAACUUUUUCUUACAGAUUAUUCCAUGUCAGAAAUCUUCUUGUGUGUAUCUCUGUCUGUUGUGUAAUUCUCUUGAUGCAGUUUUGGGGUUUUGUUAAGAUUGUUUUACUUCAGUGGAUGAUCUUUCAAAGGUGCAAAUAAUCUCUUUAUGUAUUUCUCAGUGCAUUUUAGGGUUGUCUCACUGGACAGCAAGUUGAGACCAGCUAAUCGGUUGGUGAGUGUUGGAACACUUUUGUAGAUCGAUUUUUAGAUUAAUUAAAAACCGGUUUCAUUAAAUUAUCUUCAUAUAUUUUAACUGAUUAUUUCAUUGAAGGCUAUUGUUUAGUUCAUGUUCAUGACUAUCCACAAUACAGCUUGACUGCCCUUUAAUUGUUCACUGUGCAACCUGUGCCUUUCGUAAAAACCAUUAGGCCAGUUUACACAUGAUUACAAUUACUUUAAAGUUGCAAAAUCAUCGUAGAAUCAUAAAGACACCAACAUCAGUGGCAUUACAUCACAAGGUCCUCAAACAUCUUUCUCUCCUUCUCUUUUUCACAGUACAAAAUCAUUGAGCUUGAGGUAAGAAAGUACAUGAUUUAUUUUCAAGUGUAAAUUGUGCAAAAAAAGUGCAUUUUUAAUGCCAAACAUAUAACCCAGUUUCCCCAAACAUGUAAAAAAGUAACAACAAUUUAACAUCAGUCUCACUUUUAUGUUACACAAACAGGACCCUGCCAGUAACAGAAUCGGUCAGUGGUUGGAAAAAAGCUCAAAUGGCAAAAUAUUGCAGCUGUCUUACUCACUGAACUCAGAGGCUCGUGAGGGAACCUACAGUGUCAUUGUGCAGAUCGGAGAGGAGAAAAUAUAUCACAACUUUAAGGUGGAGAAAUACGGUAAGUUACUGUUUAUCUUCAAACCUUUGAUUUAAACAUUUUUGUUGCAAAGCAAGAAUACUUUAAAAAAUGUAUAUUUUAUCCCCAGUUUUGCCAAGAUUUGAAGUGAAAGUAGAAGCUGCAGACAAAGUCAGCAUUGGGCAGGAAGAAAUCAAAGCUAAAAUAUGUGCAAAGUAAGUCCAAACUCUCACUCCCCAUACACUCAUCUCAUGACAUUAUGACUUAAUUUUCCUAUGUUUAAGUGAAAGUCUUAAAGUGCCUCUCAGGAUGCUUUUAUGUCAUACCAGCUUGUAAAACCAACCACUAUUCGAGUGAGGGGUAAUGUAUAGUGAGCAGGUUGUUAUAUCAGACUGUAACCUUGACAGAGUGAGCAGGUCUUAUCCAGAAUACUCAACCACAUCUCACUACAUGCCUCUGAUUGAACAGCUUCUAAUCAUUCACUUGACAUAAAAGCUGAUUAGGAAAUGAUUUUAUUGAUUUAAAAAUUGCGAUAAAAGUCCUUUACACUCACAGUUUGAUGUGCACCCAUGGGGCAGUUUACUCUAUAGCCAUUUUGAAAUGAGACAGCUGUGCCUGAGGUGGGAGGCUCCAGGCUGCAUGGGAUUUUCUCCCCCAGCUAAGCCCUGUCCACCUGAAAAAGUCACACUGUGAACUAACACUAAAAGGGUUUAUAGGGACGAUCAAAGUUGCUAAAACUGCAUUGAACUAAAUUGAAUAUUUACAUUCCAGGUAUACAUAUGGACAGCCUGUGCCAGGCAAUGUUAAAAUCGAGUUGCUACGACCUCUGAGUCGUUUUUAUAGCAGAGCCAUCGAGAGAUCCCCCGACCAACCAGAUGGUGUCCCUGAGAUAACAGCCCCCUCCCACAAGGAGAUCAAACAGGUACAGCGAUGACAUGCUCACACGUUUGUUGGAAGAGUUUUCAUUUGGGCGUAGACUGAUGAAAAGUUUGAUAACACCAUAACUCCUCAGAAAUGAAGCCAAACUUUUUGAACUCUCCAUAUUAACUAUCUGCAGUGUUGGUGGUAAACCCAUCUAAUUCAUCUUCUUUGACUGAACUUCACAGGCAGAUAGGACCGGCUGUGCAGACUUUGUGGUCAAGUUAUCCACUUUCACAAAACUGGACCAGAAAGUGUUGCGAGACUCUCUGCAACUCAAAGCCAGUGUGGAGGAGGAGGGAACAGGCAAGCCUCAGUCCUAUGUUUUAACUUCACAGGGGUAGCAAAAGUAGAGAAUAGCUUACAGUGAACAGAUUAAGAAAUGUAGAGGAUGGAACGGGUGACUGGAACCCUUUUAUUUUUAUCACUUCAAUAACAAGGAUAAUGUUGGACUCUGACUUCAACGUGAAUCAAAAAGUCCAGUUUGAAGUCAAAUCAACCUGCACCAGGUGGUCCAGAAUUAGUUGCCAGUGAAGUGCUACCUGCUGUUAAAUCACAGGAACUAUAUCUAGAAAUAGAAUCCCUCCAGGGUCCCAUCUCACCCUGUCUUGACUCCAUUUCACAUAACCAUAUUACAUGUUUUACACAGAGAUGUAACUCUCAGGCUUCGUGUGCAGGUAUCUCACACCACAGUCAGAAGAGGAUGGAGAUUUCCUAUGUUAUUGGACAGUUACUCUUUGUCGACACACCCAAGCUUUAUGAGUCAGGAUCAAACGUGGAGGGAAAAGUAAGUGCAGGCACUCACUGUAACCCAGAUCGGUAACACUUUACAAUAACCGUAACUUAUAAAUGGUAAAUAGACCAUUAAUAAAUGGUAAGCAGAUAGUUUAUUAAUGCGUAAUCAUCAUUUAUAAAAAGCAUAUGGACUAUUAAUAAAUUGUAAAUUUUGCAAUUUAAAAAACCUAACCCUAACCCUAACUUUGCAACAACCAUCUAAGUAAUAUUUAAGUUUAUAAACCACUUAUUAAUCAUUUACAAAGUAUUACAAACAUCAGUUGCAACUUUACAAUAACCAUCUAAGUAAUGUUUAUAGAUGGUUUAAAAACCAAAUAUUGACCAUUUACAAAGUGUGACUGACACACAUUUUAAUCUAGAUGUUUUACAACCAAUAUUUAAACCCCAUAUAAACCUUUAAUAAAUGGUCCAUUAAUAAUUAAUGAAAAUUAUUAAUCAUAAUUACGUUGCUUGUUAAUGGUAAAGUAACUAUUAACUAAUAUUAAUAAACUAUCUAUUUACCAUUUAUAAAUUAUGGUUUUUGUAAAGUGUUACCCACAGAUCAUGUACACAUUCCCACCAUGAGCUCUUAGUCAUAAAACUUUGUGCUGUUUGCAGGUCAAAGUACUCAGUCACGAUGAUACACCAAUCCCUGAUUUUCGGGUGCACCUGUUUGAGGGUGAGAGGUGGUCAGCACGCCUGCUGCAGAAUCUCACAACCAACAGUGAGGGAGUCGCCACUUUCACCAUCAGCACAGCCGAGUUUAAAAAAGACAUCCAGCUCUUGGUACGUAUGGUGUGAGCAUGCAAUAAAACACAUCACUUGUAAAUUUUUCUCUCAGAACUUGAUUUUAGCUCAGGAGACAGAGGUUAAUUUUUUGUGUUUAUAACUCCCUGAUCUAGGCAAACAGCAAGCCUGACGUGAGGUAUGAAGGCCAUCGGACUCCGUACUAUCAAACUGGAGAGCACACAAUGUCGUCAGCCCAAACGUUUACUACAGACAUUAAAACAAUCAGCACCCUGGAGGUGCAGAAGAAAGACAAACCAUUUGCCUGUGAUGCAGAGGAGGACAUCCACAUCAAGUAUGUGGUUGUUGGGGAAGCCCAAGGCACUGCAGAUGUGAUGUAUCUGGUAGGUGGAUAAUUUAAAAGUGCAUUAUUGUUCCUCAAAAGAAAAACACCUUUUUUCGGUGCUUUAAAAAAGAAUGACAACCCCAGUAAGGAAGGACUCCUAUUUUAUGUGUCUUUGAAACUUUGUAGGUCUUAGCAAGAGGAGCCAUUGUGAUGCAAGGAUUUAAACAGGUUGAAGUCCAGGAUAAACCAGGUAAGAUGAAAUUGGCUCCAAAUAUGUACUAUUGAGGAAUUGCUUGGUUUCUAACUAUGAGGGCUUCAAAUGUAAUUUUUUUCACUUCUCAGGUUAAAGGUUAAAGGUCAAAUGAGUGAGUCAGGUUUAUGGUCCAUAAAUGGAGUUCCCAGUCAACCCAGAGGUUUUUCACUCUGCAAAUAUUGACUGAACUUUGGUUCAAAGCCACUGGUAGCUGCAUCCAGCAUUAUCUUAGUAUUAUGUAACACAGGGUGCCUGUUACAGUGAGCACCUAAAAGUGUGAUAAAAAAGCCAGCUACCAUCUGAAUUUAAAAUAUUGUCCGUAAAUUUCAGAAAACUCUGACGGUGUAGAGUUGACACAUAUCAUGGAAGCUGAUUACACUUACCUGAAGCUGUUAUUUUUUCUGUUUCAGUGACUGAGGGUCAGAUGUCCUUUACAUUGAGAAUGUCCCCAGAGAUGGCCCCAGAUGUACAAAUUGUGACCUACGCCAUCCUCCCCAGUGAGACAGUGAUUGCACACAGUGCUGAGUUCACCACUGAGAAAUGCUUCAGCCACAAGGUCAGUGUGCAGGCUGAUAUUGGUAUAAAGUGAUGUAACAGUUUAAAAGGUCUAGAAGAUCUAAUUCACAAAGCAAACUGCACCAGUGCUGUUUAGCUGAAAAUCACCCACAUAUUUCUGCAGCUCUGUACAGUUUGCUCCAGUUUUGUGUCUGAUUUUGACAGAGAUGACAGGUUUAACACACAUUUAUGCUGAGCUAAAUAGAGUGAGGAGGUUUAUUUUGCUAUGGGGUUUAUUUGCGCACAAAGAGUUAUAUUUUGCUGCAAAUCAAUUUACUUUGGCUUAUUAAAUCGAUAGCAAACAAUGCUGGUCCACUGAGAUGUGUUUAUUGCUCUGAAGCACAAUUUGAGCAGCAUAAAAAACUUUGCCUGGGGUGAGUCGGACCAUGUCUUUCAGCUCAAUCACACAGGUUUAGCUGGUGCAGAAGCUGUCCGCUUCUUAAUGAAUCAGGCCCACGGUGCACAGAUAUCUCCCAAAAGAGUGAUUCACAAGAUCUUUUUUCCUCUGUAAUAGGUGUCUUUGGAGUUUUCUCCAUCCUCAGCUGUUCCAGGAGAGGAAAACACUCUGCAGGUGACUGCCCUUCCAGACUCUCUGUGCGGCCUGAGCGCUGUCGACCAGAGCGUCCUCAUCAAAGAGCCUGGGAAAACUUUGGACACAGACAAGGUAAAGGCUGGACUCAACCAGGUGCCUUUUGAUCUCCCUUCAGAGGCAGGAAACAUUUUUAAAGGCAGCAUCCACUUUGGGUUCCCGGAGAUAGCUUGAGGUACAGUGGAAUAGGUGGUCACCUAGGGGGCUACACUUUGGGGAUUCAACCUCACUGCUAACCUGUCUGUAAUCUGCUCUAAAGUUAAAGCAGAUAAAAAGGAAACAUGGGUGUUCCAGUUCAAGGAAACAUGAGUGUUCCAGUUUAAGACAAGCACAGGCUGACUUGAUAGCCACCUUCAACUGGUCGGUUUAUUUGGAUCUGGUGUUUCUCAAACAGAAACAUCCUGAUCAGCAAACGAUUUAGUCUGGCUGUGUUGGCAGGUCCUAAACUGUGCUUCUCAUUUUCCAGAUAUUCAAUCUGUUGCCUGUUAGAAAAUCGACUUAUAUUCCAUACGAUGCAGAAGACAAUCAGGAGUGCCUCCUGGUGAGAUCAAAAAGAUCUUAUCUGCCAUACCCUCCACGCCGCUCCACAGACGACGCAUAUAAUGUUUUCCAGGUAAUGUUUUACACAAUGUGUACUUUGCUCAAGUUUAUUUUGUUGUGUUGAGCAAACUUUUAAGCAGUCUCUUUUUUGUUUGUUGUUUUUCUUGGGUUAUCCAGAAUGUGGGUCUGAAGAUGGCAACCAAUUUGUUUAUUCGAACACCUUCGUGCCUCAUGUACCGGGGAGAGGAAUACCACCGGAGCUAUGGAAGUAAGAUUUUUUUACAUGAGUGCUUUCAGUACCAGUACUUCCUCGCAUUAAAGGGAUAUUCUGGCGUAAAAUUAAGUUAGCAUCAAACACACCUUAAGAGAUGUAUGUUGCUGACCGCUUGCUUCUCUAGUUAUACCAACUUAAGUAACAACUGCAGGAUAGCAAGGACUCUUCACUUCCUCUCUGAGUGCUUGCAGAACACACUUCGCAAGUGUCAACUACACCAGUAAAAACAUGUUUAUUCUGUAAUUACCUUCUUCUUCUUCCUUUUCUUCUUCUUCUUCUUCUUCUUCUUCUUCUUCUGCUUCUUUUUUUUAUUCUUCUCUUUCUUCUUCUUAUUUAGUUACAGAGAAUCACUAGCUGUUUAAGAUGUGAAGGCUUGUUACUAAGGAAAUUAAAAAGACUUUUAUCAUGUAAAAUUGUGAUCUUAUCUACACUCAAUAACUCAUCAGACCACUACAUACAUAUUCCCCGUUAGAUUGAGAUUCUGGUCGUACUUUGUUGAUUAUCUUUACCACAAUCUGAAGCAGUCUUUUAUUGUUACCUUUGAAAACGUUCUGGUUUCUCUGAAGUUUAUCCUCAGGCGUAUGACAUGGUUCCUACGAUGGCCAGAAUGGGCAUGGCUGGUCCAAUGGGACCCGCUGGACAUGGAAUGGAAGCUGCACCUAUAGAAACGGUCCGCAGUUUUUUCCCUGAGACUUGGAUAUGGGACCUGGUUGAAGUUGGGUGAGUUUCUGUGACAUGACAGCAAACUAUCAGAGAAUAUUUAACAUUUGCACAUGAUUGUAUGAGGAUUUUUCUAGACAAUUGAUCUAACAAGACAGUUCAACCUUAUUUUGGUGGUGCACUCUUCAUGAAGCUGUUAUGUUUUAAACUAGUGAAGUAGUCCCUCGAGUCUGACGAGUAGUGUGAAAUUUCAGGUAAGAAAUCUGUGAUACUGAAGCUUUUGUAAUUCCCUCACCUUUAAAGACGAGGCCUGUGUGUUUCUGUGUUUCUGCUCAUUCAGAGCGACUGGAACAAAAGAUGUGCCCCUCACCGUCCCUGACACCAUCACCACCUGGGAGACGGAGGCUUUCUGUCUGUCUCCUCAAGGUUUCGGCUUGGCUCCUCGUAAAGAGUUCACUGUCUUCCAGCCUUUCUUCCUGGAGCUCAGCCUGCCUUACUCCAUAAUCCGAGGGGAGACCUUUGAGCUGAAGGCGACUGUCUUUAACUACAUGAGCAGCUGCAUCAUGGUAAUUAAUGUUUGUUAGUAGGGCUGCACAGUAAAUUGCAGUUUUUUUAUGAUCACAAAAGGCGUUGUUAUAAUACCAAAAUGUUACACUUGGCUGCAUUAUCAGGCAACCAGAAAUAAUAUCUUGGGUACAGGGAGUUGCAGAAUAUAUUUUUUUAAAUGUCUAAUGCUGGCACACAUUAGACAUGCACACAAAAUGCACAAUGAUAUAGUUGUAUUUGCAGCUUCCCGCAAAAAUUGUGCAGAUAUUACAACCCUUACAAUCUCUUUUAAACAGGUUACCGUGACUCCAACCCCGUCUUUGGAAUACACCCUCACCCCCCUCUCUGGUGACCAGUACACAUCCUGUUUGUGUGGCAAUGAGCGCAAGACCCUCAGCUGGAACAUGGACCCCUCGGCUUUAGGUGAGGGUCAGGCUUUUGUUCCCACCUGUGUUGGAGGUUUGCAGCAGGACAGUAACAGCCACAGGGACACACUGGUAGACAACUUUGGGUUCAGAGGCCACAGAGAGGAGUGGGUCAAGCCCAAAAAAAUCAUUUUAAGGAAACAAAGUUUAAGCAAGACGCACAGACCACAAAUGAAACUAAAUGAACGUAUCAUACUCAUGUUUCUUUGAGCCUAUAGAAUCAAAAAUUGCGACUAAAACAUCCGGUUGUGAAGUUUUUUUUCUGACUCCAAGAAAAAUUCAAAAGUUACAUCCAAGUGGAAACUGACAAUAAAGAUCUUUCCCGUCUGUGUUUUUUUUUAAUCAUUUUUUUAGGUGUUGUGAAUGUGACUGUGAGCGCCGAGGCUGUGGUGUCCCACGCUUCCUGUGACAAUGAGAUUGUGAGCGUCCCAGAGAGAGGUCGCAUCGACGUGGUCACCAAAUCCCUCAUAGUAAAGGUAAGUACAUUGAAACCAUAGACUAUAAAAAGAUGGACGAGAUGACAGCUCUCUUGCAAUGAUGCAAAAAUUUUAGAGCUCCCCCUAUUGACUGGUCAUGAUGCCCACCUCACCUAUGUUCACUAAUACGAUUUUCAGAGCAGUUGGCUCUUUUCAUGCAGAGCCACAUCUAAGAGUUUAUUUUCUUCCAAGUCUUAGUUUUAAUUAAGUAUCGGAUGCUUAACAGAUAGAUGUAAUUGAUAAAUGAGGCUCCUGCAGUGCUCUGUGCAGGUUAUUAGCUGAAUACAGGAAGCAUAAAGUAAGAAAACACGAGUGAAAUGUGUGGUUUAGCUGGUGGAAAUCACCUCUCUUUGGAAAAGUAGAAAGGACUUUGUAUUUAUUUUGAGUGGACCCAAGUGUCUUAACCAUGGCAUGUGAUCCAGAAUGAAAACUCUGAUACAAACACUAUCCCCCUUGCAGGCUGAAGGAACCGAAGUGACGAAGACCCACAACUGGCUGCUCUGUCCAAAAGGUCAGUGUGGUUAGUGUAAAAGCUGACUCUGCAAAUCCAUUAUGUCAAAUGAUUUCACAUCUUUGUUUUAGCACUGAGUGUUACCUCGGUUCCUCUGAACAAGGUGUCUGAUCUGCAUUUACAGAUGAAACUCUGAUGGAGGAAGUAGACAUACAGCUCCCUGAUAAUGUGAUUGAAGGAUCUGCUCGUGUGCUUGUUUCAGUCCUGGGUAAAAUGAAUACAUACAAUAACAGACCUGGCUCCUCCGAAACAUCAUGACUAAUGUUCUUUGUGUGAUUGACAACUUUAAAGCUCCUGUGAAGAUGUUUUUUGAUGUUUAUGAAAUAGAUGAAGAAUUUACACUGAUGUAUUUAUAUGAUGUACACAAGCAAACAAGACCAGACAAUUUUUAAAGUGUGAUUGAAAUGGCUUGAACUGGUGCGAGGGGGUAAAAGUCAGCCAAGCAGCAGUAGAAUCAGCCCUAUUUUGACUAUUUCAACAAGAUUAUACUCCACAAACCCAUAUAGAAGUUAAAGUGAGUUCAGUUACAUGCGGGCUGCUUCUGAUUCUGUGUUUUUGUGUAGGUGAUAUCCUGGGUCGAGCUCUGAAGAACCUGGACGGGCUUCUGCAAAUGCCAUAUGGAUGUGGAGAGCAGAACAUGGCCCUUCUGGCCCCCAACAUCUACAUCCUCCAAUACCUGAAAAACACCCAGCAACUGACCCCAAAAAUCAUGGAGAAGGCUUCUAACUUCCUGACCAGUGGUGUGUGUCUGCAGUUUUAAUAUUGGAAUAGGGCCAUUAUGAAAUCUGACACUCACGUCAUGAAAUAUCACAAAAACAAUAAUAUCAUGACGAAUGUGGAAAAAAACAAAAAGCGUCACAAUCUGUCAACUUUGAGAAAAGUAAGACAAAUUAAAGAAUAUAUGGGAAAAAAUUACUAAAAACAUUGAUGCUGAAAAUGAACUGUAUCAAGUAUUAGGACAAGCAUACAAAGAUAAACCCUUCAAAAAAGUGAUUUUAAAACCAUACUUCAGUCUUCAAUCCCUCAAUAAAGAAAAUAUAUUAAGAUUUAAACAAAGAGGGAGACAUAAACAUUUCAAAAGAGCAAUGGGAAUAAAUUUUCAGAGAGGUUCAGAGAAUACCAAACUCCUCACUGUGGAGAGGAACUUAAAGUGAUGACAAGUAUUUAUUCCUCUGUCACAGGCUACCAGAGACAGCUGAACUACAAGCACAGUGGAGGUGCUUACAGCACGUUUGGAACGGGAUCAGGGAACACCUGGUGAGAGCAUCUCUGAUUUAUAUAUACACCAGCGUCUGUCAGGCUAUUCACAGAAUCAAAAGUAAACAAGCCUCACAAAAAACAAACUUUCAUUUUUGGUCAGAAUAUAUUUUAUUUUAUCCAUUAUAUGUUUUUCUAUUGGUGCUGAAAUGUGGUCGAUUAUGUAAUCCCAGUGUAAUGAAGUUCAGAGAACAGUUCAGUGAUCCUUUAAGUUUGUACAGUCCACAGCUGAUCACUGUGCUUGUUUAAAGCACACACACACUCACUGACUCAAAGUUCAGUGACUCCUGUCCUUAUGCUGGUGAUGUUUUCUCCUCUUGUUCAUCUUUUACUCUGCUAAUCUAAUGCCCACAGCACCAUGGAAACCUCAUUUCUCAACAGAGCUGCCAAUCAUGUGGCUCUAACAAGUUAAAGCUACCUUUUUUCAGAGAAAUGAACACGCGGAUAAUAAUAACUAACUAAAAUGACAGAAAAGUCAAACCCAUGCCUCAUCUGUUAACAUGGAAGAGACAGGCUUCACUUUUGAGGAGCUGUCGUGUUAUCUUUCCUUUAUCCCGGCUGAUACACAGUCAGUUUAAUUAUUUGGAAAGGUAAACCGUUUUUCAGAAGACCAAUCAGAAUCAAGAAUUCCCUCAGACCUUAUUAUAAUCAUUUGUUGAUAUACUCAGGCUGACGGCUUUUGUGCUGAGAUCUUUUGCCAAAGCUCAGUCCUUCGUCUUCAUCGAUCCAGAGAAGAUCAGUGAGUCAAAGCUCUGGCUGGAGAGCAAGCAGCGGGAACAAGGCUGCUUUGAAAAGUCAGGAAAACUUUUCAACAACAGAAUGAAGGUAACAGACACAUGCUAGCUCCAGGGGCCAAACCCUCUAAAAACAGAUUUAUUUUCUCAAUAUAUCAACUACAUUUCUGCAAUUUCAUGUUUGGUGUUUUUGUUCUCAUCUCUGGACUUCCACCACAUCAAGUCACAAGUGUUUAGAUUUUCUCUGUGUGCCUUGUAUUUUUUAUAUGCUGUUUUAAUUUUAAUUAAGAGACAAACAAAAAAAUUAAAGAUUUUAACCAGCAAACAAUUAAAAGAGAUGGCCUCAGUAUGCUUCUCUUGUUUUCAUAAAUAUCAUUUAAGGAAAUUAAAAGCAAAGGCCGUUUUAAUGGUCAGACCAGCAUAAGUGGAGGUUUGGAGGUCCCAUAAUGUUAACUGUCCAUUAAAAACUUUUUCUUAACAGGGCGGUGUGUCUGAUGAAGUGACCCUCAGUGCGUACAUCAUUGCUGCCUUCCUGGAGAUGAACUCAUCCGUGAGUGUGAGUAGACUCUUGAAUUAUAAAGAACUUGGUUAUAGUUGAUCCUGCUGUGGAAACUGUCCCAGUUCUUGACUAAAAACCACAGCAGCCAGUACAUCACAUAAGAUCACAUAGAGACACUGGUCUUCUUUCACAGUAACCCCCCCCCUUAAUUUUCAUGAAGAAAGAUCCUAAUGAAAGUUGAAAUAAGACUCAUGCCCCCACUUGUGAACUAAAGGAUUCAUCCCUUCUCUGUUUAAAAUGAUAAUGUCCUUUAUGUGAGGUUAAAAUUCAUUUUUCUUAAUUUUUAAGUAUAUGACCCUCUAAUGGUGAUAAAAGAGCUUAGAACUUCAGGGCCAUGUGAAAUCUGACAAGACUUGUAAGAGAUAAAGCUCAAAGGGGUGAUGAAUGGCUCUUUUACCUGAACAUACAGAAUGUUGAUGCAUGUUGUGUGGGGAUGCUGCUGGCUCACAGCUGCUACGAUCGAGCAUGAUAGGGGUGGUCUUCUCAGCAUGAACCAAAUGUACUUUUAGAUGUGUAAAGACUGAGGCUGUGGGAUUAAUAAUCCUGUUCUUUUUUAUUAUUAUUGUAGAAUCCUGUGGUGGAAAACGGUCUGUCCUGCCUCAGAGCGUCCCUGGGUGACCUCAGCAACACCUACGCCACGGCUCUGAUGGCGUACGUCUUCACUCUGGCAGGAGACAUGGAGACCCGAGCUCAACUUCUGAGGCAUCUUGACACAGUUGCGUUACAAAAAGGUCUGUAACCAGCUCAAAUAAUUCUUUCUGGUAUCAUCCCUGAGCAUGUAGCUCACCCUGUGUCUGUUUCCCUGUUUGUGGCUGAUUUUAGGAGGGUACCUCCACUGGUCUCAGACAGCAACAGACACCUCGUCCUCUCUGUCUGUGGAGAUCAGCUCUUAUGUGCUGUUGGCCAUACUCAGCGCCCCUCCGUCUGUCGAAGAGCUGGGCUACUCCACCCGCAUUGUCAGAUGGCUGACCACCCAGCAGAACUAUUAUGGAGGCUUUUCCUCCACACAGGUACCACAGAAACAAAGUAAACUGGAGCAAAUAUGGAACAGAUAUGAGAGACAGAUAGUGUUCUUCAAAAUGUCUGUUUCUCUGAAAAAUGUGCUCUCUAAAGGCUCUGAUCAGGGAAUUAUCUUACAUUAAAGAUUAGACAAAAUGGAGAAUAUAUUGACCUAUAAAUACUGAUCUCAGUUUGUGUUUGUGUGUGUGUUUAAAAAUAACAGGCUAUUGUUAAUAUCUUUAUGAAUUUUGAGCAUCCUUACGUCUUUGUCAAACAGAGAGCUGCAAUCUCUCCAUCAUAAAAUAACACUUAUCCCUCAAAAACAUUUCUGUUUGUGUGUUUUAGGACACAGUGGUGGCUCUUCAGGCUCUGGCUCUUUAUUCCACUCAUGUGUUCAGUCCAGAGGGUUCAAGUACUGUGACUAUCCAGGCUCCUAGCAGUCAGUUGUCAUUCGAUGUAAACCCGCAGAACAAACUUCUCUACCAGGAGGAGGUGCUGAAGGACGGCGAAGGAAAGUACAGCCUGCAGGUGAAAGGAACUGGGUGUGCUUCAAUGCAGGUUAGUGAACAUGCUGUUUUGUUUUUUGAGGGAGAGCAGAAGUUAUCAAGAAAACAUGUUUUUUGGAUAUUUUCAUUGUUUAUAUAUUGAAGAGCACUCUGUUUUCUAAUAUUUCUUAUGUGAUACAAUUAAAGGUACAAGCGCAUGUUAUUUUCACAGAUGAUUGCUUUGUUGGCUGUAAUGUUGCUGGAUUUUUUUUCAUGUAUUAGACUUUUAACAUGUGCCAAAAAUGCAAAUGUGGUAAAAAGCUUCUCAUGCUCAGAGUUUACUGAAUUGAGAGGACAGGGUUUGGCUAUUUAUCUUCAUAUUGAUAGAGGAAAUGCCCUGAUCUGUUUAUCAGAUUUCUCUUCACUACAACAUCCCAACUCCUACUGCUGGCACCACGCUCAGAGUGGAGGUCAAACCAGAAGCCAAAUGUGACAGCUCCUCUAACAGACGCAGGCUGACCCUGAAAACCAAAACACUGUGAGUUUAAACACUGGCUCAAAUCUGGCCUUACUGUCAUCUUCCUGUUACACCGUCUCUCACUGUUAGUGUUCUGUGAUGCACCUGCACUGCAUAUGGUGACGGUACUGUAAAACAUGGCAUCUUACUCCUUUUUAUGGCAACAGAUUAAAAUUAAACUGGUUAGUAAAACUUAAGGUAGCACUUUAUUAUACACCUAUCUCUAGAAUGCAUUAGAAAUAUAUUUAUAAUGUGUUAUAAUCAUGUUAUAGCACUGUAUUACUAUAGUUAUAAACACUCAUAAAUGAUCAUAAUGCUUUAUAGCACUAAUAAUAACAAAUUAUAAAGCAUUUUAUCAUAACUUACAAGGCCAAGUAUUAUAAUGUAUUAUAACUGUUAACAACAGAGGAAUUGCAUUAUCUACACUACAGGCCAAAAGUUUGGAGGCAAGGCCAUGACAGGCCGAACAGUUGGGAGUGACUUCACAUUUUGUUCACAAUGCUUUUUUUAAAAUCCAGCAUGAUUUUAUGUAUUUUGGGAUGUAUUUACUCCAUGAUCAGAUGUUGCUUUCAUGGAAAUGCACCAUUUUACUCCAUUUACCUUUAGAUAUACACUCACCGGCCACUUUAUUAGGUACACCAUGCUAGUAACGGGUUGGACCCCCUUUUGCCUUCAGAACUGCCUCAAUUCUUCUUGGCAUAGAUUCAACAAGGUGCUAGAAGCAUUCCUCAGAGGGCUUGGUCCAUAUUGACAUGAUGGCAUCACACAGUUGCCGCAGAUUUGUCGGCUGCACAUCCAUGAUGCGAAUCUCCCGUUCCACCACAUCCCAAAGAUGCUCUAUUGGAUUGAGAUCUGGUGACUGUGGAGGCCAUUUGAGUACAGUGAACUCAUUGUCAUGUUCAAGAAACCAGUCUGAGAUGAUUCCAGCUUUAUGACAUGGCGCAUUAUCCUGCUGAAAGUAGCCAUCAGAAGUUGGGUACAUUGUGGUCAUAAAGGGAUGGACAUGGUCAGCAACAAUACUCAGGUAGGCUGUGGCGUUGCAACGAUGCUCAAUUGGUACCAAGGGGCCCAAAGAGUGCCAAGAAAAUAUUCCCCACACCAUGACACCACCACCACCAGCCUGAACCGUUGAUACAAGGCAGGAUGGAUCCAUGCUUUCAUGUUGUUGACGCCAAAUUUUGACCCUACCAUCCGAACGUCGCAGCAGAAAUCGAGACUCAUCAGACCAGGCAACGUUUUUCCAUUCUUCUAUUGUCCAAUUUCGAUGAGCUUGUGCAAAUUGUAGCCUCAGUUUCCUGUUCUUAGCUGAAAGGAGUGGCACCCGGCGUGGUCAUCUGCUGCUGUAGCCCAUCUGCCUCAAAGUUCGACGUACUGUGCGUUCAGAGAUGCUCUUCUGCCUACCUUGGUUGUAACGGGUGGUUAUUUGAGUCACUGUUACCUUUCUAUCAGCUCGAACCAGUCUGGCCAUUCUCCUCUGACCUCUGGCAUCAACAAGGCAUUUCCGCCCACAGAACUGCCGCUCACUGGAUAUUUUUUCUUUUUCGGACCAUUCUCUGUAAACCCUAGAGAUGGUUGUGCGUGAAAAUCCCAGUAGAUCAGCAGUUUCUGAAAUACUCAGACCAGCCCUUCUGGCACCAACAACCAUGCCACGUUCAAAGUCACUCAAAUCACCUUUCUUCCCCAUACUGAUGCUCGGUUUGAACUGCAGGAGAUUGUCUUGACCAUGUCUGCAUGCCUAAAUGCACUAAGUUGCCGCCAUGUGAUUGGCUGAUUAGAAAUUAAGUGUUAACAAGCAGUUGGACAGGUGUACCUAAUAAAGUGGCCGGUGAGUGUACAUUGAUGUUAACAGACCAUUGCUAAAUAUAUGUCAGUAAAAGACAAUAAGGGCUUAGUUUUAGGGUUGAAAACAUUUGCAAGAGUCACAACUUCAGUGCAAAGGCAAAAAAACAAAUCACGGUUAGUUUAUUCACUUUAACUUUUUGGCAUUUGAGAGUCUGCAGACAAAAUCCUAAUAAAUCUCAACUGCGUUCAAACUACUGCAGAAAUGGCUAGAAAGAAGCAACUGAGUAAAGAAACAAAAGUACUGAUUUGUACACUGAGGAAAGAAGGAUUCACAGAAAGAGAAAUUGCAAAACGCCUAAAGGUGUUUAACAAAGGAGUCCACUACACUCUGAAGAGACUAGAGGAACCUGGAAGUUAUGAUGAUAGAAAAAGACCUGGACAAAAGAGAGUUACUACAAAAGCAGAGGAUAAACAUAUCAUUGUCACCAGUAACAGAGAUCAGCGAAAGACAGCACCAAAAAUAGGGGAGGAAAUCAACAUGACAAGGUCGAAACCCUGCAAAAAUCUGUGUAUCUGCAAAAAAACACUACUUCAUCCAAAGAACAAGAAAAAGAAAUAUGAGUGGGUAAAAGCUCACAAAAAUUGGACUUAUGAUGACUAGAAACAAGUUUGCACUGUUUGGUUCAAAAUGCAGAGUCUAUGUCCACAGACAAACUGGUGAACGUCUGAAAGCACCAUGUGUUACACCCACAAGGUGGUAGUUCCAUGGCAUGGGGAUGUUUUGCAGGUGAUGGAGUAGAAGAUUUGUUUGAAGUAAAGGGUAUCAUGAAGAAGGAACAGUACCAGUACCACUCCAUCCUCCAGCACCAUGCUGUUCCAUCUGGACUCAGACUUGUGGCUCAUAAGUUUGUUUUGCAGCAAGACAAUGACCCUAAGCACUCUGCCAAGCUCUGUCAGGGUUACCUAGACAAAAAGAAGAGGAAGGUGUUCUUCAAAAGAUGGUUUGGCCCCCUCAGUCUCCAGAUUUUUCUCAACUGAGCUUGUGCGGGAUGAAUUGGAUCGAUCGGUCAGAAAAACAUGUCCCACGAAUCAGCAGUCUCUUUUUAAUGAAAUUAAGAAAGCUUGGAAUGCAAUCCCUGGAACAUAACUUAAAAAACUUGUGGAACGAAUGCCUGGUAUAUGCCAAGCUGUUGUUAAAGCCAGAGGAGGUUACUUUAAAGAAAGCAAAGUCUAAGCAACAAUAACUUAAAUACCUAAUUAAUUAUAGUCAAAAUGUCUUCUGAUAAGUUACUCUUUACACAAUAGCCAUGUUUAUUGUGUUGCAAAUUAUAUAUAUGAAACUAUGAUUUUUUUUGUACAAAUCUGCUUCCAAACCUUUUGGCCUGUUGUGUAUGUGGGCAUUGUCAGUGAGUUGUUAACAGUUAUAACACAUUAUAAUACUUGGCCUUGUAAGUUAUGAUAAAAUGCGUUGUAGUUUGUCAUUAUUAGUGCUAUAAAGCAUUAUGAUCAUUUAUGAGUGUUUAUAACCAUAGUUAUACAGUGCCAUAACGUGAUUAUAACGCACUAUACAUAUAUUUAUAAUGUGUUAUAGAGAUAGGUGUCAAGUAAAGCGUUAACAAACGGAACACUAAAAAAUAAAUAAGCAUGAAAAGAACUAGUAAGCACAGAAACAGAAAUCAUGCUUGAAAAAAAUGUAUUUCACGUACAGUCUGAUUGUGAAGUUUGCAGGCUUUAUGACUUACACAGUGACCAGUCAGUAGGGAGAGCUCUGAAAGUUUUGGCUUUAUAUUUAGGGAGCUUUAAUCUUACCAUUCUUUUCAUAUAGUUACUUAAAUUCACUUUUAUAUCAUGAUACACAUCAAAGAAAGUUGUACUUUAUAUCAGCAUUCAUGGACUGACUGCUGUAUAAAGGCACAUGUAAUAGCAAAAGAAAGUAAAAUUGAGAAAAGGAGGUGUUUUCAGUAACUUACUUUUGAUGUUCUGCUACAGAUACUUUGGUGAAGAGAGGACUACAAACAUGGUGAUUGUGGAUCUCAAAAUGCUCUCUGGGUUUGUCCCAGACCCCGAGUCUUUGAAGAAGGUAGACUUUUUUGAAACAGCAAUCUCAAACCUGAUCAUUCAUUAUUGUCAUGAUGAAGCUGAUGUUAAUCCAGCUGACUGCUGUCUCCACACAGCUCAAACGAGCCCUGCUGGUGGAUCGUGUCGAGGAAAAGAAAGAUCAUGUUGUGGUGUAUCUUAAUGAGGUGAGAGGAAUCACAGUGAGUAAAAAGAGCAGUACUCAAAGGUGCAGAUUUGCUACUUUUCUAACAUUAUCUUUUUGUCUGUCAUCAGUUACCAAAGGACAUAUCCAUCAAUCAUGAGUUAGAGCUCAUACAGGAGCUCCCAGUGCAGAACCUGAAGCCUGCUGUCGUCCAGAUCUACGAUUACUACCAGCCAAGUAAAUGAGCUGUUUACUUUACACACACUUGGUGUUUGAUAUCAAAUCCUAAAACUCAAAGUUAUGUCUCAGAUGUUCAGUACUUGGAUGGAAAACAUCACGUAUUAUCACUUUAGUUUGAGGAAAGGAAAGCAAGGAAGUAAAGAAUUGUGCAGCUUUUUCGCCCACUUAACCCAUGCAAAUGAGCAAAUACAAUAUCAUACUUUACAAAGCAGUCACUCACAGUUAGAUGCACCUAAAAACUGCACUUCAGAGCAGAUAGCAUCUCUGUUAUUAUGGGAUCAUUUUAAGGCAUAAUUUGCCCUUUUUUGUACUUUGCAAAGCUUUCUUAUUUACAAACAGCAGUACUCAUUUCUGUUUAGUUCCUGGUCUCUCUCUUCCUCUAAUUUGACUUUUCCUUUUUUUCUCUUCUAGAUGACCAGGCUGAAACCCAGUACACCUAUCCCUGUGCAGGUAAUAGUCCACGACAGGGUUGAUUACUUCACAAAUAUCCUUAAACCAGCCUAAGAGGUUGGGUGUUUUUCUCAAAGACCCCUAUUUAAUUUAGGAUUGAGAAGAAAGGGGACCUUUGUGUUCCGAAAGGCAGAAAUAGUAAUUAAAAGACUCUAGGGACUUACUUGUUCCAGAGCAUUUUAUUGUAACCUUGAAUCAGUGGUGUAGUCUAGAUGAUACGCAUAUACUAGAAAAGUACUUGAAAAUGUGCAAAGACAUGUAACAACCAAAGUUCUGACCACAACUUCACAACUGUUCACAGGGUUAACUUUUUCAAUUUGAUAACAUCCUUAACUGAGGAAAUUUUGAAGGACCUGACAUUCAUAACUUUUGGUCAUAUAGCAGAAACUUUUGAUCCAGCGCCGUUCCUGAGAUCCUGGAUAAAAGCUGGUCUUCGUUUCUAAAGUGACAGAGCAACGAAUAGAUGUCAAGCCUGUAUGUUUUAAGGUCAGAAAAAUGUAUUAAUCUAUUAUGCUGCGUUGGAUGAGUCGCGGUUCACCUGCUUUGCUGAGGAUUGACAUGUGUAUCAAAGUCCUAUUAUAAGUGUUAUUGUUAUUUAUUACCUGAUGCAGUUUAAUGCCCAGAUUCCACACUUUGUGUAAAUAGCAGGUGAUCUUGCGCUUACAUUAGUGUCCAUGGAUGUGGUGGUGGCACUAAUGUAAGCGCAUUGCUACCUGGAAAAAGUGUCUGCGUCUCAGGCAAAAGGAUAGGAUGUAUUUUCCUGAUCUUCAGGGGGCAUUCCUAUUAGUGAGAGGGUUAAAGGGGGAUCGAAUCAACUACAAAAAAAAAAAAAAAAAACUAGACUACACCACUGCCUUAAAUAGACCCUUUUGCAUAUGUUCUCAGAAACUUCAAAAGAAAGUCCUAAUCUCUCUGUAACUUGUAUUAAACACACUUUAAUCAGGUGGUCUUCCCUUUUUUUAUGACAUCAACCAGUCUUUUUCAUUUCAUGGCUAUCAGCUGGACAAUCUAGAGAACAUAUAAUAUUUUGUCAAUUUCUGUCUAAAUAAAUUGGAACCCAAAAAUAACACCAAAAAUAAAGAUUAAUGAAUGAAUGCAUGCUCUAACAUGUUUUUUUCCUCUUGUUUACAGCUUAA
Xyrichtys novacula (pearly razorfish) is the source of this 20634-nucleotide messenger RNA. Lineage: Eukaryota; Metazoa; Chordata; Actinopteri; Labriformes; Labridae. The record is from the annotation of a GenBank genome assembly.